Molecule: messenger RNA, 267 nt
Organism: Schizosaccharomyces osmophilus
Lineage: Eukaryota; Fungi; Ascomycota; Schizosaccharomycetes; Schizosaccharomycetales; Schizosaccharomycetaceae
Gene: mrp10
Product: mitochondrial ribosomal protein subunit S37
Exons: 2
Coding region: 1-267 (88 amino acids)
Biological process (GO): mitochondrial translation
Cellular component (GO): mitochondrial small ribosomal subunit
Molecular function (GO): structural constituent of ribosome
Source: RefSeq, a predicted model, not a curated record
AUGUCGAGAAAAGUGGUAAACGCACCUCGGUUGCAAGGACUGAGUCGGCUUCGCGUGCGUCCAAAAAAAGAAAAACAAGCUAUUCCUUGUAGUCAAGAAAUGGCUGCACUUUUGGGUUGCUGGCAAAACAACGGCGGUAACACGAAUUCUUCUCAGUGUUUAAAGGUUGCUGCGUCUUUAGAGAACUGUAUGAAGAGUCAGCAUGGUAAACAAAAGUCAGAAAACACCAUCAACUAUCACUUGGCUCGUUUAGGAAAACUACUUUGA